GGACAAUAGAAAGGGAGUUGCGUGUUGCAACUACUGGGGUGGGUGUUUACGUUGAUGAGAGAACCGGCAACCAGUAUGUACGGCUUAAUGGAGCACGUGGUAGAGCUUUUGAUUCGGGUCCAUCUCAAGCUGUUGGGGCUGUCGAAGCAAAUGUGGUGGAGUUGGGAGGAAGUCAGCCCCCACCAUCUCAGCCUUAGAAGACAAUGUUGUUACAUGAGCUAUUUUUUGUGUAAUGGUGCUGGGGUUGUAUUUUGGAUGGCUCAUGUAAUGGGGUGA
Messenger RNA from Linum tenue, 276 nucleotides. Lineage: Eukaryota; Viridiplantae; Streptophyta; Magnoliopsida; Malpighiales; Linaceae. The record is from the annotation of a GenBank genome assembly.